AUGCGAUACAGCACCGUCUUGGCAGCGCUGGCUCUGCUCGGCACUUCGGCAGUUAGUGUCUUGGCAGCUCUCCCUGAUCAGAUUGAUGUCAAGGUCAAGAACUUGACGCCGGAGGACACAAUCUAUGACCGUACUCGCCAGGUGUUCUACCAAUCGAAUCUGUACAAAGGCCGCAUUGAGGUCUACAACCCAAAGACCCAGUCACACUUUAAUGUGGUCAUUGACGGUGCCUCGUCCAAUGGCGAUGGUGAGCAGCAGAUGUCGGGACUGUCUCUCCUGACCCACGACAACUCGAAGCGUUUGUUCGCUGUUAUGAAGAAUGCGAAGUCGUUCAACUUUGCCGACCAGUCGAGCCAUGGUGCAAGCUCGUUCCACAGCUUCAACCUCCCUCUCUCGGAGAACAGCAAGCCUGUCUGGUCUGUAAACUUCGAGAAGGUCCAGGACGAGUUUGAAAAGAAGGCUGGCAAGCGCCCCUUCGGUGUGGUGCAGUCGGCUCAGGACCGUGAUGGCAACUCUUACGUGGCCUUUGCACUGGGUAUGCCGGCCAUUGCCCGUGUGAGUGCUGAUGGAAAGACGGUGAGCACCUUUGCCUGGGAAUCGGGCAAUGGAGGUCAGCGUCCCGGGUACUCAGGUAUCACGUUCGACCCUCACUCGAACAAGCUGAUCGCGUUUGGUGGCCCUCGCGCCCUGACUGCCUUCGAUGUGAGCAAGCCUUAUGCAUGGCCGGAGCCUGUUAAGAUUAACGGCGACUUUGGCACGCUUUCGGGUACCGAGAAGAUUGUUACGGUCCCGGUAGGCAAUGAGAGUGUGCUGGUGGGUGCUCGCGCCCCCUACGCCAUUUCGUUCCGUUCGUGGGACAACUGGAAGUCGGCCAACAUCAAGAAGACCAAGCGUUCGGAGCUGCAGAACAGUGGCUUUACUGCCGUCGCCGACUACUACCAAGGCUCCGAGCAAGGUCUCUACGCUGUGAGCGCCUUCUUCGACAACGGCGCGCAUGGCGGCCGCAGCGACUACCCCUUGUACAAGCUUGACAACAGCAUCCUGAACUUUUAA
This is a messenger RNA of Malassezia sympodialis ATCC 42132, 1053 nucleotides long. RefSeq lists its product as uncharacterized. The record is from RefSeq and is a predicted model, not a curated record. NCBI's taxonomy places the organism in Eukaryota, Fungi, Basidiomycota, Malasseziomycetes, Malasseziales, Malasseziaceae.